Vitis riparia (riverbank grape) is the source of this 1592-nucleotide messenger RNA. RefSeq lists its product as uncharacterized. The transcript has 14 exons. The coding region runs from base 132 to 1214 and encodes 360 amino acids. The record is from RefSeq and is a predicted model, not a curated record. NCBI's taxonomy places the organism in Eukaryota, Viridiplantae, Streptophyta, Magnoliopsida, Vitales, Vitaceae.
GUCUCUCAGUCCGAUUGAUGCCCAGUUCUCCACUGGAUCAGAAGCUACUUUCUUCCUCCCCAAGCUUCAAGGCUUCGAUGCUUUAGAUUCUCCCAUAACCAUUGAUUCGCCGCACGAACGCAUAUCCGGCGAUGGCUCUCCCUCUCGGCAAGCUUACCCUCCUCGUCGGUGCAGGUAUUGUUGGGUCAGUUCUUGCAAAAGAAGGGCGCAUGUCGGAUGUCUCUAAUUUUUUCUCAGGUGCUUUCAAGAUUGCUUUAAAGCAACUUAAACAAGAUGAUUCAACCUCACCAACUGUCAAGCCUAAGAACGAUGCUUUGCUGGCUCAGGUUAAUAGCUUGAGACAGGAGUUGCAAAUCUUGGCAUCAAAUAGAUCAAUUACAAUUGUAACUGCAAGUGGAACAGGUAAAAGCAAAUAUGGUGUAGUGGUUAUUAUUGUCGUAGUAGGAUAUGGCUAUGCCUGGUGGAAGGGCUGGAAGCUUCCUGAUAUGAUGUUUGCAACAAGGCGUAGUUUAUCAGAUGCUUGCUCUUCAAUUGCUAAACAGCUUGAGAAUGUUUAUUCAUCAAUUGCAGCAACCAAGAGGCAUUUAUCUUCCAGAAUUGACCGUGUCGAUUGUAGUAUAGACGAGUUUGCAGAACUUACUUCUGCUACCAAGGAGGAGGUCUUUGAACUACGAGGCGGCAUGAAGAUGAUUGGUGGGGAUGUUGCAUCUGUUCAGAAAGCUGUCCAAAAUCUGGAGAGUAAAAUAAUUGAAAUAGAAGGGAAGCAGGAUAUCACAAACGAAGGACUAGGGAGACUGUGUCAUUAUGCCUGGAACUUGGAAAAUAGCAGAACAACAGAGCGGAUUCAGGCAUCACCAUCCAGUUCUUUCAGGCCAGCUCUUGAGUUACGACAAACUACUCCUCCAUUGAGGACCGAGUCUUUGCCUCCUACGGUUCCAUCCCUGGAACCACCGCCAUCUCCCUCAAAUCCCUCAAAUUCAAACAGAUCUCCUAAGCCACCCCUGCAGAAUGCUGCAGCCUCAGGCCUCAAGGAGCUUGAUGGAAUUUCAAAAGCGGCUGAGACAACAAACACUCCUGAGGUUUCAAAUGGGAUCGGAGGUUUGGAAGAGACGAGGAAUGGGUCUUCAGGUUCUGGCCUGUUCGGAAUAAGACUUGGCUAUCCUUCUUUUAUUACAAGAACACGCAGUGCAACACAAGCGUUCGCGUCCAAGUAAAACUGCAUCCACAAAAUCUUUUUUUACGUUCAUUUCUAUGCUACCUGCCUCAGGAGGAAGGACUUCUAAAGUUAAGGUUGCAGCUGGCCUUAGGCCCCUUCCCUCAUAUAAAACAUAAAAUAGUGUGUGCCCUUAGCCAAAUCCCAUGGAAGCAGUGGGCACUGAAUUUUGUAGAGCUGGUAUUGGGAUUACAAGGUCAAAAUUAGAAUCAUUCUUGGGAAUUUAGAACUUUGGGUUAAAAAAUGUCUAUAUAUAAGUAGUGGGAAAUGGAAGGGAAAAGGUAAAUAAAGAGGUUUUCCUUGUUCAUCAUCAUGUGAACUCUGAAUUUUGGAUAUUUAAGGUCAAAGAGUUUUUAUUAUUAUUAUUAUUAUUUUGUGU